AAAUAACAAACGUUUAAAUCAGUCUGGACGUUCCGCUGGUGGCUCUCAAAGAACAAUGGAAAAACUCGUUCGGAAUUCUGCGGAGUACUAUUCGAAGGAAAGGGCAAAAAUCCGGUAAUUGAACGCAACGUAGUCCCACGGCGAUGGGUAUGGCCGUUCGUGUCGAUAUUCUCUAGGGAUGCGUCGUAUCGACGGAACAGAGAGCCGGGGAUAGAAGAGGAUAGAGCCAGGUUCGAAGCGGGGGAGGAACCCCUUUCGACUACGGCCCUGCAACGUGCCCGCCCAAUAAGGGUGCGUAGUAGGCGCUCAGUCUCGCUCGGACACUCGGUAAGGUAGGACGUUUCGCUCGUGCUCCUUUCAACUGUCGCGUGCCGGUCGCAUCGUGCUCUCGGGAUCCACCGUGCAUUUGAUUUCUCUUCUCGAAGGAUUCGCUUCUAAAUCGAAUCGAAACACGGGGAUAAUUCAAGAAAAUAAAUUUGUGAUAAUUGUGUGCCGCUUGUGUGAAAACCACAGAUCGUAACCGAUGGGGGAUGACGUUCGAUGGAAAACGAGAUUCGUUGGCUCGGAUGGUCGAGGAAUGGCGCGAGGAGGAGUUGAACGCGCGUCGGCUGACACGCUGACACGCUGACACGUUGACGAGUUGGCUGGCGAGAUUCGAAGCUGCGGCACUCGAAGAGUAAAAAAAGGCAACGAGUUCUGAGCCGGUCGGUCCGCGCGCGAACCGAAUCGAUCGGUAACGAAAUGGACGCGUGGCCGCGUAUAGAUCGCGGGGUUUGAUCGGGAAUCGAGCAAGAGGACUGGCAGCCUCUGGACGAACGAACGCGGAAAGUUCUUUCGCUCCGAUCGGCUAAUUCCGACUAAGGCAAUCUUUGCCGAAUCGUACGGCGAACAUCGCUCAACAUGUUCGGGACGAAAUUUCGCACGUGGAUGGAGGCACACAUCGUGCGAUCGAAAAAGAAGAAGGACAGGAAGAAGGGUGACAAGGGGUUCGAUUCGAACUGCAACUCUCCCAGAAACUACGCCGGCAACAGAUCUCCUGGAUUGCAUCAAGUUCAUCCGGUGGAUUCGCCGACGAAGAACGUGGACGGAAUCCGGUUGCACGAAGGAAGCAGCAGCCGCAGCGGCACCGUCACCACCUCCUCGGCCACGUCCGCCGGCACGGCAAGCGUCAAUCUAUCCUCUCCGGAAAGCGCGUACAGCACCGGAUACUCGACGGACGGUACCUCGCCUGGAACCAGUUAUCCCCCCGAAUAUUACAUCAACAUCCGUACCGGAACUCAUUAUUUUCAAAGCAACGGCGUCCAAGGUACCGCGAACGCCAACGGCAGACCAAAGAGGCCGAUCGACGCCGCGGAUCAACCGCCUGCUGCACUAAACUCGAGACAUGGGAAGUUCGACGACAGCGUCGAACCGUCCUUCUCCGCUAGUAUGACCAGCAGAGACACCGAUCACCCUUCGAGAGACCUUCGCACCAGCACCCCUAACGAGAGCAGCGAACGUCUGGGAAAGCAGAGACCGAAGCAGCAACAGCUAGCGCAAUCACAGACGCAACAAGAGAGGUACCAUCGACGGACCGAGUCGUUUUCAGCGGACUCGUCGAGAAGCAACCAAGCUGUACCCUCGUCUAUACCACCGCCGCUGCUCUCGCCCACGGUCCAGUCGCCCCGGGAACGAUCUCGAAUUCGAACUAAUCCGUGGCUUUCGGCCAACUCGUCCGGCUCCAGUAGCAACGGCUUCAAGUCCAGACUGAAUCUGGACGAUACCAGCAGCGGCUCUGGCUUGAAAUUAACCGAAUCUUCGGGUAGCGCCAGCGACGUGAACGUAAACAGCGCGAAAGAGAGUCUCGCAAGAAGAGAUCUGAAGCAAGAGAGCCUCAGCGCUGGAAGAAGUCCGAUAAAUCAUAAUUGGAGAAUAGCGUCCGGGCUGGAGAUUCGUCCAAAGAUAUCUCUGUCGGUGCAACGGCGAAGCAGCAGCAGCAGUCGCAGUAGCAGCAGUAGCGGCAGCAACGGAAGUAGCGGUAGCAACAACAACCAUAGCGGUAGCAGUAACGAUAACGGCAACGGUAACGGCUCGUCCGGUUCGUCGGUGACGCGAAGCGUCAGAUCGUCCGAGGACGAUAUCACGUUGAACGAGAUGAUGGGGAAAUUCGACGAGAGUUACGUGUACGAGAAAGAGACGGACAUAUUAUCCGACAGCGACCCGACCGACUGCGAGGAUUACAUCGACUCGCUGUCGGACGCGGACGCCGCGCGAGACGCCGGCGACGAGAACGAUCCGUUGGAAAACGACGAUUUCGAUUAUAUCGAUAACGGCUCCUCGUUCCUCGAUCUCGACAAUCUUGACUGUUCCGCGCCCUUUACCAAUACCGGCCAUUGUACCUACUUUGCGUUCACCGGUGAGCCCGCUCGACGGAGCAGCAAAUUGCGGGAGUCGUUGAUGAGACGCAGAAACAGGGACGAUGCGACGAUGCUUCAAAGGUCGAUCAGUGUGAAAAAUAGCGCCAAGAGGCAAAGCGCGCGAUACAAGAAGGUGGACGAGAAACAACAGGGCGAAAAACGCAAGAAGAGAAUUUCUCAGCGUCGUAAAUCGAACAUGGAGAAACGGGACGUUGGCCGUGGCGGUAACGAGGAAAUUGGCGAAGGCGACGACGAUGACGACGAGGACGAAGAGGAGACGGCGAAUCUGAACCGCGUGCUGGUGGAGAGAAUGCUGUUGAAGAAUUCGGGCUUCAAUCAGGGUAGCAGAAGCGUCGGUGGCACGCCGAUCUGUCUUCGUCGCCGGAAACACGACGUCAAUAAGAAUCUGUCGCCUAUGAGAUCGAACGACGAACGAUCGGUUGCUCGAAUCACCGGCCUCGAUAGCGAGGAGAUCGUCAAAAGACGUUCCAAUUCUGUGAGUUACGUGAAUGGUAACAUCGUGAGGCGACGAAUAGGCGGCAAUGCUUACAUGACCACGUUCGCUUCGGAGAUCGCUUUGAUGGAGGCGGACAAGGAAGCGGAUAAAAAGUACCGUGAGCUGAUCCUCGAGGCGGAGAAUAUCUUGGUGAACAUGCAGAAGAAUCAACACAGCGUACCGAUAGUUCCAUCGCCUUCUCGUAAAUUUCACAACGGCCUUGCAAACAAACGCGUCGAGCUGAUUAAAAACACCGAAUUGAAUAUCGAGCUUGCUCUGUCGAAGAGCAGGAACUCCCAACCAGAGUUACAAAGCGGUAGCAUCAAAGAUAUAGAGCACACCAGUCCCAAGAGACAAUUUCUUCCGUCUAAUUCCCCGAUGCGUCGACUGGUAGAGCGAAACACGUCUCCCGUCACCGGAUUCCACUUGAAUGACAACCCUUACAAUAGACAGGACGCAACGGUGCCGAUUAAAUGUUCGCCAGACUCUCCGCUUCCCUCGAGAAGAACGUCGCCUGGACUUUCGCCUACUAACAGCCUUCUUCGCUAUCCGAGGUCCAAAGUUUCCGAACAGCAGGACAAUGAAGAACGUAACGUAGGAAGACGAGGAGCGACGCCUUUGAAUUGCAAUGGUAUCCUUCGACCGGACCUCGAGGCACCUUUUGCGCGUUCUCAGGUUUGCAUACAGAAUAGAGCUCGCGCUAUCUUGGCUCAGAGAGACCCCUCCGAUUCGAAUCGAGACUGUCGCGUCUCGAAAUUGUCCGGUAAAGAGGAGGGAGUCACCUCGAGCUCGUCGGACUCUGAGGAGAAAUGCGAUGUUAGAAGAAGGGCACCUCUGAUGACUUUCAGGUCGAUCGAUAUGGGCCCUAUCAAAGAAGCUUCUUCCUAUUGCCCGCAAAGCGAGCCGGUUAAAAGGAAAGUGUACGCUGGUAGCACUACUUACGAUAGAAUUCAAAAGACGUUGGGAGAACAGGUGGUGCUGAGAAAUUCAGACGGCGACACUGCCACCGACGAUACCGACGACUCAAGGCGAUCUUUAAGGGAAAAAGUAGCUCGGUUGCGGCAGGAACGAUUAACUGCAAACGCAAACGCUCAGGAUUCGCAGAUCUUCCAACACCAACUGUCGCAAUUGCGAAGACAGAUGUUGAUGCAAACCAUCGAGGGUCUGAAACGAAGCCUCGAGGAUCAAUCAGCGACUCUGAAGCAAACUUGCUUGGAACCGGUGAUGACCAACCGGGUAAACGGACUAGGGGCAAAUUUGUAGUCGAUUUUGUCGGUGAAACGUAACGUUUCCCCAUACACAAAAGCUGGUAGUCUUAAGGACUAUACAGAGUGUGCUCCUAAUAAUGGUUAUUAUUUUCUCCCCUUAUAUGACAAGGGAGAAUACAUAUUAAAGGUAGAUCCACCCAAAGGAUGGAGCUUUGAGCCUACAGAAAUUUUAUUGAAUGUGGAUGGAACCACAGAUGCAUGCAGUCAAGGCAAAGAUAUUAACUUUACUUUUAAAGGUUUCGGUAUCACAGGCAGGGUUACCAGUUUAGGAUCAGACUCUGGCCCUAAAGGUAUUACUGUUACAUUGUAUAAAGAAGACAACUUACAAGUACCUGUUGGUACAACAGUUACUACAGAAGGUGGUAUCUUUUAUUUCACUCCAUUACAACAUGGAAAAUAUGUUCUUGUUGCAUCUCAUCCUGUCUGGAUGAUAAAAACGGGUACUGUCAAAGUAACAGUGCAAGAAGGCAACACAGAACUUCCAGAUGGUAGCUUAGUAAUUUACGGAUAUGACGUAAGUGGACGAGUUACCAGUGAAGAAGAAGCAGUAAGCGGCGUAACAUUCCUUCUUUUCGGUAAUGGUGUAGCUAAAAAUUGUGCUACAACGCCCGUCAGUAAAGACCUAGAGCUUAAGAAACCUCUUUGUCACGUUGUAUCGGACAAAACUGGUAAAUUCGUGUUUCCAAGCUUGUCGCCCGGCGAAUAUAAACUUGUUCCUUAUUACGCUGGUGCCCAAACUAAAUUCGAUGUACAACCAUCUGAAUUGUCAUUCAAAGUGAGCCACAGUAGCGUGGUGUUACGUCAAGGAUUCAAAGUAACUGGCUUCACUGUAAACGGUAUCGUUCGUACCGCCAUCGAUGGAGAUCCUUUAGCAGGAGCAAAGGUGUUACUCUCGCAAAAGGAAAUCGCCACCACGGAUAAAAACGGAAAAUAUGUAUUGGAUAAUAUGAAAGCUGGCCAAUAUACUCUCAAAGCUGAAAGCGAAGACUUGAUGUUCAAUGAAGUAUCAGUUAAGAUCUCUCCCAGUUCUCCAGAACUUCCUGUUCUAAUACCAGCAGCGUAUAAAGUCUGUGGCAAAGUUACCCUUUCAGCAAAGGGAACUCUACACCAUCGUAAAGUUUCCAUACAGAAUAUCGCCGCUACGUUUAACAAAGAGAUAGAUACAGACCCGAGAACAGGAGAAUUUUGCUUGUACCUCGCCCCCGACAGGUAUCAGUUGAGCGUUGUCGUGAGUGCCGAAGAAAGAGCCGAAGGCCUCCAAUUUUUCCCACUGCAACAAACGAUCGACGUGUCAUCUCAACCGGUGCAGAACGUUAACUUUUUACAAUUAAAAGCAACGCUAACAGGCACGGUGAAAUGUUUAGCUGGAACCGAUUGCAGUCAAGCUUCUGUCACGCUGAAGGUACUUGAUGGGAUUACGGUAAAAACGAUUCAAUCAAAGGAUGGCCGUUAUCAGUUCACGGACGUGUUACCCGGUCAUUACGAAGUCUUGAUAGAUAACGACAUCUUUUGCUGGGAAAGUCCAAGUUACAGGAUUUCAGUAACUUCGGAGCGAGCUGAAUUACCACCCUUCCAACAGACUGGAUUCUCCGUUACCUUCAUAUCUUCUCACGAUACUAUCGUCGAGUACUCGGAACCAAACGAUCCAAAGGCAAAGAAAUUAACUUUACCUUUAAGCAAAGGGAGUACGAAGCAUUGCGUGUCCGAACCUGGAACGUACACGUUCGUCCCGAAAAGUUGUCACGUUUACGACAAAACUUCGUACACGUGGGACACCAAUGCUCUUUCUCCAGUUAUGUUGCAUUCAACGGAACACAGUCACAAAGGAAGCAUUUUAAGUGGUUCCUUGUCAGAUGGAAUUAAAGUGAAGAUCGAAAAUGCAGGAGACGUCAUGACACUUGGACCAUUAAAAUCGGUGCGCCAGGAGGAUGCGUAUAAAUACGAAUUCGAGUUCAAGGCAAAGACAGACAACGUUUACGCUAUAACACCCCUGUCGGACGUUCUUCUCUUUACUCCUCCGUCGUUGAAAGUAUUAGGUGUGAAUGACUGUCAGAAUGACAUCGCCACGUUUGUCGGUGACAUGGGAAAGAUCAUUGCUGGUAGAGUCAAUCCACCAUUAGAAGGAGUUACCGUGCAAAUAUAUGGAAACGAUAAAAGUUUACCUAUUCACACAAUAGUUACGCAAAAGGAUGGAAUAUACAGUGUUGGUCCUUUAGAUGGGAAAAUAGAAUAUAGUGUCACUGCAGAAAAGGAAGGUUUCGUGAUAACAGGACCCGAUUCCAACGGAAUAUUUUCAGCUCACAAGUUGGCUGAAAUUAUCGUACAGGUUUCUGAUCAAGCAGACAAUGCUUCGUUGCAGGGUGUUUUGUUAUCCUUGUCUGGUGGACAAAGUUACCGAAAGAACAGCGUAACCGGCGAAGAUGGAAAAUUGAUUUUCCACUCUCUCUCUCCCGGCGAAUAUUAUCUAAGACCGAUGAUGAAGGAGUAUCGUUUCGAUCCUUCUUCGAAGAUGAUCAAAGUCGUGGAAGGUGCGACCGUGAAAGUGAAUCUUUUCGGUAAAAGAGUCGCGUUCAGCGCGUACGGUUCCGUGACUUCUUUAAACGGAGAACCCGAAGCUGGUUUGUUGGUGGAAAUUCAAGGUCAGGGAGAUUGCGAUCAUCUUCAAGAAGAAGCGACCACCGAGGAAAAUGGCAACUUUCGAAUCAGGGGACUUCAGCCUACAUGUACUUACGUGUUCCGGCUGAAACCGAAUGCAGAAGUUAAUGCGCACAUUCAGCGCACCAGUCCGGAGUCUAUAACAAUCAAAACCUCGACGGACAUUAGGGGUCUUCGUUUGGUCGUGUUCCAUCCGAUACCACGAACCGACGUCUCGGUGCACGUUGUAUCCGUGCAACCGGAGCACUAUCGUACGUUAAAAGUAAAGCUCUGCAGAGAAGAUAUGCCCGAUUCGCCUAUACACACAGCUAAGUUAGAGGCUCAACAGUUUAGUAAGAUCGGUAGCGCUUACAACGCUGGUUUUCUUGUUCAUCUGCCGCCGUUGCAAGCAGACGGUAGAAAGUAUUUUGUACAGUUGGAGUCUUCGUUGUCUCAUACGUUACACAAGUACAGAACGGUGCCGUUUUAUUUCGAAGCAAACUCGUCGUUCAAGUACGUGAAACUGACGUUCAACGCGGAACGGAAAGUAGAUCAAAGCGACAUGAAUCAAACGUCCAUAGUCGCGUUACCUUUUAUCAUGUUCGUUACAAUCGCGUUCUUUAAUCGCGAGAAACUGUGGUUAUGGUUGAGCGCUUUGGUCGAAAGGUGGUCGAAACCGGCUCCGAGUACCAGAGCCCCGAUGCAAGCGGUUCCUAUCGACCCGAGAACCGACGACAUCAUCGUUGAACAAAUAAUGAACAUUAACAAAAGGAAAACCAAACCGCGUAAAACGUGAUCGGCAUUUUAUUGAUUCGUCCUGAUAAACAAACUAAUGAACAAUAGAAUAUUGUAUCAGAUUUUCGCGCCGUUUAAAUGAAUCGAAUUAUCGCCCGAUUACAGAGGGUAUCCACUUGGAAUAAAACUACGACAAAUGUGCUUUAUAAUCUACAAUAGUUUUAUUUCAUUAUAUUUUCUAAUUAUACAAACUCGUUACGAGCAAUCAUUAUGGUGCGAUAAAAGCCUAAAAAAGAAAAGACAGGAACAUAUUUUUUUUUGGUAAAACGGAACAUAGAAAAUUAGAUUAUUUCACUUACUAUGGGAUUAACUUCGAACAUGCACUUCAUAAAAUUAAAGGAUUUCUCGCACUUGUCCUUUUUGGCUAAAAAAAUUGAUAACAUUUUCAGUAAAAGUGUAACUGUUCAUAAUUAAAGAGUGUGCGUUCGCGUGCCUGUACGACGAGUCAUAUUAAAACACUUACAGCUAUCGGUACAACUAUCGAUCAUCUCGUCGGCUAUUUCUCUGUAAACGUCCGGUAUGAUUUUUUUAAUCAUAUUGUAUUUUAUGGUACCGUCAUUGUCCAUCUGAAUCAGACAAAUUUCCUAGAGUGACUACUUUUCUAUUUGAUAAGCAAAGAUGAUUUAUAAUUAUACUUUACCAAUUUAAACUUUUCGAGGGCACAUUUGAAGUAACAUUUUAAUCGUACGUCAUUGGGAAAGUGUCCGUAUUCAGUGUUUUCAACAUCCUCUGGAAUAAUAAAAAUUGUUACGUUGUAA
Messenger RNA from Osmia lignaria (orchard mason bee), 8347 nucleotides. RefSeq lists its product as uncharacterized. Gene Ontology annotation, cellular component: endoplasmic reticulum membrane. Gene Ontology annotation, molecular function: carbohydrate binding. NCBI's taxonomy places the organism in Eukaryota, Metazoa, Arthropoda, Insecta, Hymenoptera, Megachilidae. The record is from RefSeq and is a predicted model, not a curated record.